CCAGAGCCACGACCGCCGGAACGGGCGCGCUCAGUAGCGCUGACAGGACAGGCUUCUGGAAUAUUGGCUAAGCGUGACGCUAUAUGGUGCGUGGUCCAGCUCUCUUCAACGCGUACGACUCUGACCGCGAUGUGCCUUUAGCUGGUGACGAAGUGAGACGCGCAGCGUUCGCAUCGACUGAGCACGUCUCGGAGCGCGAUAUUCACGAGAGGUGCACCUGGCCGUCCCUUCAAACACCCACGACACGUCUUACAUAGGCUCAAACACGCCUCGAUCACGAAUACUCCAAGAACACGACACCAGCACGAACGCAACGACCCAUUCUUCUUCCAUUCUCGAUACUUCCUUCAGUCUCCCUUCGACCAUCAAGAUCUUCGUAUAACCUCAACACCUCUCCGGUUUUGUCUGCGGUAUGCUUCGUCGCCGCGCCUCCUCAGAGGCCGCCCCGCGCGGCGCGCGCUCGCGCACGCACAAGUCGCGCCAGAGCGAUACGCAGAUCUUCAAACGCGAGGACAAGCGCCUCAGCCAGCCGCCCCUCCUACGCCCUCUAUUCCUCGUGACGAAGCACUUCGGGGAGGACGAAGAAGAGCAGCAGGAAGGAGGACAUACCGACGCGCGGGGAGGAGAUGCCGAUUCUCGAAAAGGCGAAGCUUCGACAUCCUCCGCCAGCGUGGGACCUUCGACGAGGCAUCGUCGAGCACCGUCGACCUCGAGAUCGACGCCGACGGCGCGGAAGUCGUCCGCCUCCGCGCGCUCUACCUCCCUCUCGCGGCCUUCGCACUCAUCCGCAGGUCGUCCGUCUCGCGCGACGGCAACACGAUCUUCUCUACCCUCCGCUUCGUCCACUCGCUCGCAGACUCCCGCGUCGAAACCAACACCACCUGCGUCGCGUAUCCCUCCAUCGACGCCGAGAGGUGCAUCGCAAGGACCGCCAGUCACUCCACGAACUCCUCGUACUUCUGCAUCACCUACCAAGCAGAUAGCGACGCCUACGAAGCAGUCAGCGACGCCAACGAAGCUGCCAACAACCCCGCGAACGCCCGCGUCGGGAUCGAGGAUACCGAAGGCAGCUCCUGCAACACCCAAGACGCCGGUGACUGCGCGAGUAUCGCCUCCAGACCGUGCCGCUGCGCUCUCACCUGCGAGGAAGCUGCCGCGCUGGAAUGCGAGCACGGCGGUGCCAGCGUCGCCGACGAGGGCGACUGGCGAUUCGCCAAAGAG
Molecule: messenger RNA, 1221 nt
Organism: Schizophyllum commune H4-8
Lineage: Eukaryota; Fungi; Basidiomycota; Agaricomycetes; Agaricales; Schizophyllaceae
Exons: 3
Source: RefSeq, a predicted model, not a curated record